AUGAUAUCUGCCGGAGAUUCUAUUAUAUUUUCAGGGCCGCUGUCCCUUCUAGGUCUCGUUUUAUCACUGGCGACUUGGCUAUUCAUCCGCUGGCCGUUCCAUUCGAAGACACAGCAUGUUGAAAUAGAGGAGUGCAAGGAUGAGAAACCAUUCAUUACUCCUCUGCCUGCCCCAGCGACCGAUGACCCUUCGAGGACGUCUCCCAAAUUGUACCGUCCAUUCAGACACGGCCCAAAUUUUAUCACAAUGGGCAUUCGCAAACUCAACUGGGACAAUUGGAUCGAAAUGGACUCUUACUUUCUUCGAUAUCAUGACAUGAAAGCGUCGGAGUUAAAAAAAGACUUCAACGCUCAUGUCAAAUAUGUCGACAAUGCAGUGACGAAGGAUGCGUGCUUUGAGCUUUAUGAAGAGCUAGUUCGAUAUUUAACGCAUCGGUAUCCCAAGAUCUAUCGCUUGCGGGGAGGCAAAAUGCAUAAUAGCCUGACGGAAGAAAUAUUUCCUUUCCCCGCGACCACUCCGGACGAGGCACUGGCAACUUCAGCUCUCUUAGUACAAGACGACUUGGUGAUAAUGGUCGAGAAUGAUGAUGGACAAUACCAUCUUGACGCUGCAGCCGUUUGCCUUCCUGGCUUCUGGCGUCUCCGAGAAAAGUUUCGCAUGUCACUCGACACGCUCCAUUUCGAGGCUGGUGUUCCUCACUAUGCUGCUAAGUUGCAAAAGUCAAUGAACCGGUUCUUUCAGAACCUCACUCCCGACAAGCCAGUGGAAAGAAAUAAUUUUUUCAUUCAGCUGGACGAUGGACUCCACUGGUCACAUCGCAUGGGUGACCAAGCAGGCACAGAAGUUGCAUCAUGGGCUACCGCAAAUAGCAAGGGGCUGUCCAUUGAUGAAAUCCACUUCCGCUCCGAAAGACAGACUCUCCGCCGACUACCGCGCUCCAAGGCAGUCAUAUUUACUGUUCGUACAUACUUUGAGCCAGUAACACGAAUUGCACAGGAACCACAUAUCCCCGGUCGUUUGGCUGAAGCUAUUCUUAGCUGGGAUGAGACGGUGUCUUUCUACAAGGGCAAGUCUCAUUGGGACAAGAUACUGCUCCCAUAUCUGGAUGAGCAGGACCGGCUGCAGAAAGAAAGAGGCAUUGUAAAGCAAGAAGAGAGAUCGUUCCCAUAUUAA
Messenger RNA from Penicillium daleae, 1173 nucleotides. Its product is annotated as heme-dependent oxidative N-demethylase family protein. The transcript has 5 exons. NCBI's taxonomy places the organism in Eukaryota, Fungi, Ascomycota, Eurotiomycetes, Eurotiales, Aspergillaceae. The record is from RefSeq and is a predicted model, not a curated record. Bases 1 to 1173 code for a protein of 390 amino acids.